AUGAGUAGGAAAUCACGAUCAAUAGAUUCCGUUUCACUUCUCCAAGACCAUGUUCAGCUAGUUUCGGCAUAUGAAAGUUUAUUUGCAUCAUCCAGUCAAGAUGUUAUUGAUGCAUAUGAAUUUACUUUAUCAGAAUGUGAGGAAACAAGUUCAUUCAAAAAAGAAUUAAAUGAAAUUGUAUCUUAUUGUGAUAGUGUUGUUGAGAAGAAUAAAUAUUUAGAGGGAAAAAUAAAAAAGUACAAAGAAGAAAUAGCAUCGUUAAAAGAACAUCUUUCUGUAUAUGAAAAAGAAAAUAAACAUCUUAGAAAUUGUGUUGAAAAUCUUAAAAAUACAUUUGCUGUUAAGAUUGAAAAAGUUAAGACUAAAAUGAAAGAUUCAAAUAUCACUAGUACAGAUAGUGAAGAUGACAUAGACUUUGACAUGACCGGUGAAAGUGGAAAAUCUGAAGAGGGAAAGAUUGCUCUUAAACAAAAAAUUAUUGAUGAAGAGGAAAAUUUUGCAAACAGAGAGUCAUUAACUUCUGAUACAGUGGCAGAGAGUCUUAAAAGAAGCGCUUCAGAUGUACCAAAACGAUCAAAUAAAAUUGAUAGACGUGAAUUUAAUUUAACAGUUGCGGUGGAAAAUCCAUUAGUUAUUGAACCAAUAAAAGAAUACAUAGAAUCAACAUCAAAUCUCUCGUGGACAAAUGGUAGUUACAUAUCUGAAAAAAACCACCGUUUCUUCACAAAAGGAUUCCAUAUUGGAAUGUGUAAUAUUUGUGAUAGUAUAUUAUUUAAGUCAAAAAAUGUUCUAUCAUGUUCUGAUUGUCAUUUACUUGGCCAUAUUAGUUGCCUUUCAAAUACAACAAUUCCUUGUGUUCCAAGGCAUUCUUUUCCAAAAAUUGUAAAUAGAAUUAGAUUAUCUCUUGCUGAAUGUUGCCCUGGAAGUAAUCCAAUGAUCCCAUAUAUAAUAAUACGUUGUGUUAUUGCAAUUGAACAGUUUUAUAUUAGUCAUGAAGGUAUAUAUAGAGUACCAGGAAACCCUGAAAAUAUUCAACGUCUAUUUGCCUCCUUAAAAAAUCCUAAAACAUCAGUAGAUUUAUCGAAGGAAUUUCCAGAAACGAUAGUUGGUUGUAUAAAACGAUUUCUUCGUGAAUUACGUGAACCUUUAAUACCAUCCUCUUCAUGGGAUGAAUUUACAUCAGCAGCUGAGAUGAAGAAUAUUGAUGGAAUAAAUUUAGCCUUUUGUGAUUUACCACGUCCCAAUGCUGAUACAUUAGCUUUUAUUUGUGCUCACCUUCAGAAGGUUAUUAAAAAUUGUGAGGUUAAUAAGAUGCAAAUUGAAAAUAUAUCUCAAGUUAUGGGUCCAAUAAUUGUAGGAUUUCCUAAAAGAAGUCGUCGAUCAGAUAGUAUGACGCUAGAAACUAAAGAACAUAAUAUGGCAAAACAAAUAACAACAAUGAAAACACUUUUAUCAUUACCACAAACAUAUUGGGAUCCUUUUUUAAAACCAAUAUCAACAAGGAGUAGAAGGAGUUCUCUGUCUCGUCCAAUUCUUAAUAAAUAUAUAAAUACAGAUUUCUUUAUGAAUUCUUAA
Strongyloides ratti is the source of this 1575-nucleotide messenger RNA. RefSeq names its product Rac GTPase-activating protein 1. The record is from RefSeq and is a predicted model, not a curated record. Lineage: Eukaryota; Metazoa; Nematoda; Chromadorea; Rhabditida; Strongyloididae. The transcript is spliced from 3 exons. The coding region runs from base 1 to 1575 and encodes 524 amino acids. Gene Ontology annotation, biological process: signal transduction.